AGCCACAGCUGCUCAAAGCGCUGUUUGGUCUGGAUCAGAGUAUCAGACCCUUACAACUAACCGAGCGGUGUGAAUAUCUUUGAUUAAAUCAGCGAAAGCCGUGGACGUGUUUAUCAAAAAUGGCUCGAGUUCUGGUCGGCGUUAAGCGAGUGAUCGAUUACGCGGUCAAGAUUCGCGUGAAGCCGGACAAAUCUGGCGUCGUAACCGAUGGCGUCAAGCACGCGAUGAACCCCUUCGAUGAGAUUGCGAUAGAGGAGGCUGUGAGAAUGAAAGAGAAGAAGCUUGCCUCGGAGAUCAUAGCGGUUUCCUGUGGCCCUCCACAAGCUCAAGAAACUAUAAGAACCGCCUUGGCGAUGGGUGCAGAUCGGGGAAUACACGUUGAGGUCGCUGGUGCGGAGUACGAUACCCUGCAGCCCAUUCACGUCUCUAAAAUACUUGCCAAACUCGCUCAGGACGAGAAGGCAGACAUCGUGAUCGUGGGCAAGCAGGCUAUCGACGACGACGCCAAUCAGACUGCUCAGAUGACUGCAGCCGUUCUCGACUGGCCAGCAGGAACAUUUUGCAGCAAAGUUGAACACGGAUCUGGCGAGUUAACGAUAACACGCGAAGUAGACGGUGGUCUGGAGGUGAUCAAAGUCAAAACACCAGCGGUUUUGAGCGCUGAUUUGCGUCUCAACGAGCCGCGUUAUGCUACUUUACCAAAUAUAAUGAAGGCAAAGAAGAAACCGAUAAAGAAAGUCAGCCCCAAGGAUCUUGGCGUUGACACCGCGCCAAGAAUUGAUAUUAUUUCUGUCGAAGAUCCACCUGUUAGACAGGCAGGAUCGAUUCUACCUGACGUAGACGCUUUGGUCGCCAAGCUGAAGGAGGGUGGACACAUUUAACCCAAUUUUGGCAUAAAGAAAAUGGACAAAGAAAAAUAUGAAACAGCUAGAGAUUGUUGUUUACAAGAAUUAUAUAAAAUACAAACUGCCAGUUCUUAGUGAAAAAAAUCGCAACUACCGAAUAGAGGAGUUUCUACGUUUUUUUAUGAAGGAUAAUAUUUUUACUUCAAAGAGGGGAAUUAACAUGAAACUAAAAUAAAAAUAAAAAAAUAAAAAAUAUUUCAAUAUUACUAAUUGUACAGACUGAAGAUUAAUAAAUUUAUACAAUGUUGAAUCGUUGGUUAAUAUCGGUGUGUUGGAAGUUAGACAUGUGGGUUUCCCCCGACGUCUUGAUUUUCAUGUUUGUUUUUUUUGCAUGUUUGUAUAUUUUAGAUAAAAUAUUUUCAUACAGAAAUUAUAAUGUACUAUGUAUCAUUCUCUUUGGUCAACUUAGCAGUAAAUAUAUAGAAUUGAAUUAUCA
Neodiprion fabricii is the source of this 1341-nucleotide messenger RNA. RefSeq names its product electron transfer flavoprotein subunit beta (gene Etfb). The record is from RefSeq and is a predicted model, not a curated record. Gene Ontology annotation, molecular function: electron transfer activity. Gene Ontology annotation, cellular component: cytosol. The coding region runs from base 120 to 881 and encodes 253 amino acids. The transcript has 3 exons. Lineage: Eukaryota; Metazoa; Arthropoda; Insecta; Hymenoptera; Diprionidae.